Molecule: messenger RNA, 518 nt
Organism: Caenorhabditis angaria
Lineage: Eukaryota; Metazoa; Nematoda; Chromadorea; Rhabditida; Rhabditidae
Source: the annotation of a GenBank genome assembly
AUGGAGCCGCGUGAACCUCUGUCAUUGCAAAUGCUAGUAAGUUUUUUUUCUGAAAAAGUAUCGAAAUGAAAUCAAAUUUUUUAAAAUUUUCAGUGUAACGUAAAAGUGAUGUCUCAGCUAUCGGAUAUAUAUUUGAGGCGAGUAAUGACGGAACCAAAACUACCAACACGCGAGGCAGUGUUUUUUUCUGGAGCUGUAAAUAAGCUUUCAUUUAACUCAAAGACACAAGAACAGUACAAAAGGCUAUGCGCUCACUACACACGUUUCUUGUUCGAAAUAGGUUAUACAGAUUUUCCAUCUCUUAAAAAAGACAUCACAUUUGAUGUUAGGGAAAUUGCCAUGUUCAUGAAUGAAAUGAAGCGGAAAGGUUGGUCUGAUUUUCGGAUUCUCUGAAAAAUUUGGCGAUUUUUGAUACCCAUAAUAUCUAAUAAUUUUUUCCAGGGUUUGUCGUGUAUAACAGACGGGAAGAACUACCAAACCAUCUAACCACUUUUGCGUGUUUUCGUGAACUCACUUAA